CGGGAAGGAUUUGGGCGCUGCACCGCCGCGCACGCCGUCCUUCAGCCGGGCGCCGGGAGGAGAAGGCUUCCCGCUGAGGCCCCUCCAGGUCGUGGUGGUUUUCCUCGUGCUUGGCGAUCUGAGGCUAGGCCUCGAGUGGAAACGGUGCCAAUAUGAUGACCGGACGGCCGGGCCGAGUGCCCUUAAAGUUGGUACCAGAUGAGGCCCGGAGUCUGCCUCCGCCCAAACUGACCGACCCGCGGCUUCUCUACUUCGGCUUCCUAGGCUACUGCUCAGGCUUACUCGAUAAUGGGCUCCGGCGGAGGCCGCCGCUGACCGCGGGUGUGCAUCGCCAGCUUCUGUAUGUUACUUCCUUUAUGUUUAUUGGAUAUUACCUUCUAAAACGGCAAGACUAUAUGUAUGCCAUCAGGGAUCAUGACAUGUUUGCAUAUAUGAAAUCACAUCCGGAGGAUUUUCCUGAGAAAGAUAAGAAAACUUACAGUGAAAUUCAUGAAGAAUUCUAUCCAGUUCGUUGAAGUCUUCAAAACACUUCAUUUAAUCAAGACCUGUUAUUUCUGAAUUUCAUGGAAUGUUUCCAUGACCGAGGUUGAUGUUAAUCUCUGUGCUACAAUUAAAAUGAUUAUUAUGAGUA
Chinchilla lanigera (long-tailed chinchilla) is the source of this 631-nucleotide messenger RNA. It is a transcript of the gene Ndufc2, whose product is annotated as NADH dehydrogenase (ubiquinone) 1, subcomplex unknown, 2, 14.5kDa. Gene Ontology annotation, biological process: mitochondrial electron transport, NADH to ubiquinone. The coding region runs from base 153 to 515 and encodes 120 amino acids. The record is from RefSeq and is a predicted model, not a curated record. The transcript has 3 exons. NCBI's taxonomy places the organism in Eukaryota, Metazoa, Chordata, Mammalia, Rodentia, Chinchillidae. Gene Ontology annotation, cellular component: mitochondrial inner membrane.